AGAUAGUGGUGUAAUCGCCUGUCAUUUGAUUGCAAGUCAGCGGACAUAGAAGGCUCUUUUUGAAUUGAAAGUGGAAUCAAAUCACCAUGGCAACCAGAGAUAAGGCCACAGAACAGCUAAAUGAGUUUAAAACAUCACAGAAGACUCCGGAGCGAUGCACUACGGGAACGGGGGCGCCGAUUGGGUUAAAGACGGCCACAAUGACAGUAGGACCUAAUGGGCCAGUUCUCAUACAGGACUUUGUCUUCAACGAUGAGAUGGCGCACUUCGACAGAGAGCGAAUCCCUGAACGGGUCGUCCACGCCAAGGGCGCAGGAGCCUUCGGUUAUUUUGAGUGUACCCACGACAUCACCCAAUACACCAAGGCCAAACCAUUUGAAUCCAUCGGCAAAAGGACCCCAGUCGCUAUCCGUUUCUCUACCGUCGGUGGAGAGAGUGGUUCGGCAGACACUGCCCGUGAUCCACGCGGUUUCGCAGUGAAAUUCUACACAGAAGAUGGUAACUGGGAUCUGGUGGGCAACAACACGCCCAUCUUCUUCAUCCGGGACCCCAUCCUGUUUCCUAGCUUCAUCCACACACAGAAGAGGAACCCACGUACUCACUUAAAGGACCCCGACAUGUUCUGGGAUUUCAUCAGCUUGAGACCCGAGACUACCCACCAGGUGUCCUUCCUGUUCUCAGAUCGAGGCACGCCUGAUGGCUACAGGAGGAUGAACGGCUACGGAAGCCACACAUUCAAACUCAUCAACAAAGAGGACAAGCCCGUCUACUGCAAAUUCCACUUCAAGACAGAUCAAGGCAUCAAGAACCUUAUGGCUGAUGAGGCUGGUCGCCUCUCCGCGGAUGAUCCCGAUUAUGCUAUCCGGGACCUUUACAACCACAUCGAGGACGGGGAUUUCCCCUCGUGGACUGUGAAGGUCCAGAUCAUGACCUUUGAGCAAGCGGAGAAAUACAAGUGGAACCCAUUCGAUGUCACAAAGGUAUGGUCCCAGAAGGACUACCCCCUGAUCGAGGUCGGGAAAAUGGUGCUGAACAAGAACCCCAAUAACUAUUUUGCUGAAGUGGAACAGAUUGCCUUUUCUCCCGCUCACUUCAUUCCUGGAGUGGACGCCAGCCCUGACAAGAUGUUACAGGGCCGUCUGUUCUCUUACUCGGAUACGCACCGCCAUCGCCUGGGGGCCAACUAUCUCCAGAUCCCAGUCAACUGUCCCUACAAAACCAAAACGUGCAACUACCAGAGGGAUGGACCGCAAUGUGUCAACGACAACCAAGGAGGGGCACCAAACUACUUCCCCAACAGUUUCUCCGGUCCCAAAGACGACCCCACGGGCUGUGAGAUGUGCCCAUUUACCGUCACCGGGGAAUGUAAGCGAUAUAACUCCGCGGAUGAAGACAAUUUUUCCCAAGUCAGCAUCUUCUGGAACAAGGUCCUGAAACCGGAAGAAAGAGAGCGUUUGGUUGAGAAUAUCGGGAAUCAUCUCAUCAACACCCAGAAGUUCAUACAAGAUCGAGCUGUUAAGAACUUUGGACAGGCGGAUCCAGAAUUUGGCAGAAAGUUGCAGGCGCACCUCGACUCGCUCAGCAGUAAAACCAAAGUUAAUUUAGUGCUGAAUGGCGUCAAAGUGACCGAGAGUUAAAGUUCCCAAUCACAAAAUUGGAAGCAAAUGAUUGUCUGUGAAUAUUUUAUAGUGAUUGACACAUUAACAUUGCUACUGUAAAUUAAUUGUUACACCACGUGAUGUUUUCAAUAUUUGCUGAGUAGUCUGUAACAUGCACAUAUUUAGAUGGAAGAGAAGAAUAUUAUUCCAUGUUUACAUGUUAUGUUAUUUACAUACAAUGUUCUUGUACAGUAAGGUGAUGGUAUUGAUAUCAAUUAUAUGUCUAUACAGUUAGAAUCUUUUGUAAUGGAUGCAAAUUCUAUGUCAUUAAAGAUUUGAUUAUUAGAUGUUGCUAAAUAACAUAGUAAUUAUUCUUAAUCAAAUAUCUUGAAUAUCGUGCUAUGUUGUUUAUUCUUACUACAUGUAUGUUGAUAUAUAGCUUCUGGAAAAUAAAAUUUUGAAACUUA
Molecule: messenger RNA, 2065 nt
Organism: Ostrea edulis (European flat oyster)
Lineage: Eukaryota; Metazoa; Mollusca; Bivalvia; Ostreida; Ostreidae
Product: catalase-like
Exons: 13
Coding region: 87-1637 (516 amino acids)
Biological process (GO): hydrogen peroxide catabolic process; response to hydrogen peroxide
Cellular component (GO): peroxisome; cytoplasm; mitochondrion
Molecular function (GO): heme binding; catalase activity
Source: RefSeq, a predicted model, not a curated record